AUGAUUUAUCAUACCUCAAAGCUUGAAACCUUUACCCCCUCAAGCCUAACAGCCCACAUGGCGGUAUCUUCAGCACGCCGCAAGGCUAUCUUGGUCAUCGGCGCAACUGGCAAGCAAGGUGGCGCUACUGUUGAAGCACUCAUCGAAGCAAACGCCACAUCAUCGCAUCAGGUACUGGCACUGACAAGAAACCGGGAGUCCUCGUCGGCAAAAAGACUAGAAGUGGCUGGUGUGAAGAUAGUGCAGGGCGACUUGAACGAUGUGCCGGCCGUCUUUCGAGAAGCAAAGAAAGCUUUUGGUGGUUUUGAACCCCAUAUAUGGGGUGUCUUCAGCGUACAGACAUUCAUGGGAAAAGGAGCCUCGAUUGAACUUGAAGAAUUACAGGGCAAGGCACUGGUCGACGGCGCACUUGCGAAUGGCGUUCAACACUUUGUGUACGCCUCAGUCGACCGAGGGGGAGCGAAAUCCUACGAAAAUCCCACGAGCGUUCCACACUUCAGAAGCAAACACAACAUCGAACAUCACUUGGUCGAGAAAUCGAAGGGGAAGAUGAGCUGGACCAUUCUUCGGCCUGUUUUCUUCAUGGACAAUAUUGCAUCUGACUUUGGUUCCAAAGCUACGGCGACGUUUUGGAAGAUCGGGUUAAAAACUAAGCCUCUACAGCUUGUAGCAGUAAAGGACAUUGGAUGGUUUGCCGCCCAGUCUUUUCUUCGGCCAGCAGAGUUCGCGAGUCGUGAAAUCUCAAUUGCCGGAGACUCAUUAUCUCACAGAGAGGCCAACGAGAUUUUCCGGCGUAAAGCUGGUCGCGACCUGCCGGGAAUUCCGAACUUGCUUGGAAGAUUGUUACUGAGGGUGGCCGGUGACUUUGGCAAAAUGUUCAAUUGGUUUAGUGAAGAGGGUUACGGCGCUGAUGUUGCGGCAUUGAAGAUGGAGCACCCGGGGCUAUUGACUUGGUCUAACUGGCUGGACGAUGAAGGCAGGCGGCUGGUGGUACAGCAGCCGUAA
This is a messenger RNA of Colletotrichum gloeosporioides, 1005 nucleotides long. RefSeq lists its product as uncharacterized. The record is from RefSeq and is a predicted model, not a curated record. NCBI's taxonomy places the organism in Eukaryota, Fungi, Ascomycota, Sordariomycetes, Glomerellales, Glomerellaceae. The transcript has 3 exons. The coding region runs from base 1 to 1005 and encodes 334 amino acids.